AUGCUCUAUAGGGUCAAUAACUUCUCGACCCUGCCUCCCGUGACGUAUACUGCGAGCUCAACGCCCUCAGCCACGACAACCGCUGUUGCGACUGCUGGCGAUAACGUGCGGUGCAAUAUCACGGAUCUCAGUUCGAAUCUCUAUGUUGUUCCCUCAACCGAUAUAACAUACUUAGAUAUUUUGACCCUCGCCAACAAUCCCACCAUCAAUUCCGCCUGCUCAAAUCUGCAGGCUUUGGAGGGAGAAUAUAUCUGUAUAAGCCCUCCUAGCACUACAGCUAUCCCCAACAGCUUUGCUCUGAAAGCCGCCACAACUGCUGUUGCGUCUUUGACCUCCACGAUCAACGUCAAUGCCACCGUGACAGCGAAUCGCACCACGACUUGGCUUCUUCCCACUGGGCUGUCGAUCUCGACCAUUACCGGGAUAUAUAACGCUACUGCAUAUUUAAUGACCGAGGGCUACACGCUCUGCCAAAACGCGAUUUCUUACUAUAGUCUCGAUAUGGAUAACAUCGUCCUUAGUGAUCUUAUGACUAACACCGCCUGGUAUAGUGAAUGGGACCGUGUCUGUGAUCUGGACUUGAGCCAGCCUACUCCCACCAUCCCCUUUAAUACGAGCAUUCCCUUAGUCACUGCUAGUGAGACGGGUACGACUUCGGGUAGCGCUGCUGCAGGAUCUACCUCUACUAUUGUCUCGACCUCCAAUACAGGAUCCUCGACCAGCAAGACCGCCACGUCCACGACCUCGAAUUCUGUAGCUACAUCCACGGCCACCGGUUUGGUCCUUUCCCCAGACGGCACAUGUGGCGGCACUACGGGAUAUACGUGUGAGCAGUCUGGCUUUGGUGAUUGUUGCAGCAUUUAUGGCGACUGUAGUUCCACCAGCGAUUAUUAUGCUGCGUCAAGCUGCGAUGACUCCGCGGGAGUUUGUGCAGGUGGUGUCUCCCCCUAA
This is a messenger RNA of Penicillium maclennaniae, 951 nucleotides long. RefSeq lists its product as uncharacterized. The transcript has 8 exons. NCBI's taxonomy places the organism in Eukaryota, Fungi, Ascomycota, Eurotiomycetes, Eurotiales, Aspergillaceae. The record is from RefSeq and is a predicted model, not a curated record. Bases 1 to 951 code for a protein of 316 amino acids.